AUGGCCUCCCCAUCAUCUAUCAACACACACGACCAUAAUGAAUCCGGUUGGCAGUAUAGCUCGAGAACUGCCAAGCGACGUAAGCGAGCCUCAACCACGGAGACUUCCAGGCCAUCUCCACGUGAAAUUGGCUUCAUGAGAGAGUCUCAAAACAAUAGUUCUGCUAGCUUUAUCGGAAGCUCCAGCGGCAUUCAUUUCAUACGGCAUGUUCAAAAUGCCUUUGCUAUCCGCUCUGCAGAUUUACAGCAGACUAGAUCUCGGGACAGGACCUCAGUGCCGGGAGAAGACGAUCGACUGCAUCGUGUUACCGGAAAUCACGAUACGGACGAGCUAUGGUCGAAAGAGGAAUUAAAUUUCUCACCAGAAGCUUCAUAUUCCUUUGAUGACCUCGUCCACUGGACCCGCAGCUACUUUGAAUAUUGGCAUCCGAUAUUCCCGUGCCUGCAUGCUCCGACAAUUCUCAAAGUCAUGGAAACUAUCAGCUGCAAAGGACCCAACUCUGUUAGCAAACUGGAUUUGGUGAUUGUCCGAUCUAUAAUCUCCAUCUCACUCGGAGAUAGACGGCAAAUCACAUCACCCGAGGCAAAACUACGGCCUGUUCCCGCAACUCUUUUGUUUCAAACUGUUCGGCAUAUCAUGCAAGACAUUCCAAGUCUUCUAGUUGAACCAACAACUCUUCCGUUGUUACAGGCUACUUUCAUGGUCCAGCUUGUGCUCACUUCGCUUCUGCGUCUUAAUGCUGCUUCCCGGGUAGGAGGUGUGAUUACAAGAACUGCAUUUCAUCUGGGUCUACACCGGUGUCCGGGGCGGUUUUCCUGCUUCAGAGGCGACGAGGUUGACAUUCGCCGUCGUCUAUUUUGGUGCAUUUAUUCUCUUGAGAGAUACCUUUCUCAAGCCCUGGGAAUCCCCCUCAGCAUUCAUGACGAUGACAUCGACGUUUGUUAUCCAGGAUCUGAAAGACACAUUACUCCCUCCCUGAAUCCUCUCGAUGAUCAGCGCCUGCGGUUACUCUGCUACCUUGCAAAAUUUUCUCGAGUUCGCGGAUUGAUCUUAGAGCUUCGGAACAAGUCCAUUCUUCAUAGUCACCCCGGCACCGUCGAGGCGUCUCAUGUUAAUGGCGAACUAUCUCAAUGGUGGAAUGAGGUAUACGACGAUGUCAACCCUAUAGAAGAUACAACACAUCCCCAGGGGUCGGGAUCGGAAUCGGUCUUGAAACCCUACCACCGACUACUCCUUAUCAUUCUUAGACAUGAAGCAAUAAUCUCUAUGAACCGUCCACUUCUCGCCGCGGAAGAACCUAGUCCGGAUUAUAACAAUGCCCUGCAGACUUGCAUCUCUUCUUCGCGGUCGUUACUCUCAGCAUUGGUGAAAUAUAUGUCUUCUUCGGACGUGCCACUUACAUGGCCAUCAUUUACUUGGGUUGUUUGGAUGGCAUGCCUCAUUCUCAUGUAUGCGUCUUGUGAGGGGAAACUUCCCAUACCUACGGCGCUAAAAUAUGCCAGAAUGGGUAUAUCUGUCCUGAAGAACCUUGCUCUACAUGGAAGCAGCUGGCCCGAUACUUGUAUUGAGGCAAUAAGAAGCAUGGAGUCAGCUUUGAUGAACGUUCCCACCUCCCAUAUUGAACAGCCACAUGAGUCAACUUCCGGCUCGACCGCUUUGACAAACAAUUCAGGAUUGUCGCCCAGUGUAAGAACUUCUUCUCUAUUUGAACAACAAGGUGCGGGUGUAUCUCAAGUCACUUCUUCGAGGGUACACGCAUUUGACACGCCCGUAGCCUCUCCCAUGCAAAGGAGCGAAACCAGGCUCCAUGCGGAUAUGACCACUCAAUGCAACGGAAUAGAACUUCAUGUUGAUGACCUCUAUUCUCAUACACCAAAUUCGGCGUCCUUAAUUUUUGGUAACACAGCAAACAGAAGUGCUCCAUUUUAUCCGGGAAUGCAAGGCCAAGAGUCAUCAUCGUUUGACCCAUCGUCCUUCCUUAUGAAUGAUCUAUGGAGUGUUGCAGACGGACCUUGGAUGAUUGAUGGCAAUUUACUAUAA
Messenger RNA from Penicillium taxi, 2040 nucleotides. RefSeq names its product CeGAL family transcription factor. Lineage: Eukaryota; Fungi; Ascomycota; Eurotiomycetes; Eurotiales; Aspergillaceae. Gene Ontology annotation, biological process: DNA-templated transcription. The record is from RefSeq and is a predicted model, not a curated record. The coding region runs from base 1 to 2040 and encodes 679 amino acids. The transcript has a single exon. Gene Ontology annotation, molecular function: DNA binding; zinc ion binding.